Athalia rosae (coleseed sawfly) is the source of this 6618-nucleotide messenger RNA. Its product is annotated as titin homolog. The transcript is spliced from 11 exons. The record is from RefSeq and is a predicted model, not a curated record. The coding region runs from base 377 to 4036 and encodes 1219 amino acids. Lineage: Eukaryota; Metazoa; Arthropoda; Insecta; Hymenoptera; Athaliidae. Gene Ontology annotation, molecular function: DNA binding; protein binding.
AGAGAGACGGUUGUGUGUGGCAGUGGCAAGAGCAACUUCCGGCUCAACCAUAGACGCUCGCGAUGCUGGCUUCACAAUUUAGCUGAGAUAAUAAUUCUCGUCGCGGGUUAUUGGUGUGAAAAAAAUAUUAGUGCUUCUACGACAAAAGAAAAGGCAUUGGGGGAUAUUAAGAGACAUCUGUAAAUAGCGUGGACGAAGGAAGAACGGAAUAAAUGAAUGCGAUACCGCACAACGCGAUAGAGGCCUCAAUUUAUCCGGUGAAAGAAACGUCAGGGACAAUAUAAAGGAAGUUGAGUACCGAGGUAAAUUCAUAGACAAAAUAUUUAUUUAUUCCUGUGAGAUCGGCGGAUAGAGUGCAGUUAUAGAAUAGCCAAAAAUGGAUGUGGUGGACUUAAAUGGCGGGAACGCCGAGCUGAUGCCUAACCUCGAAAAAUUGUCUAACCCAAACACUAUCGAGAACGACCCUCUAGACAUUGGGGAUGAUAUGAUCGGUCAGGACGAAGAGGAUUCUGAGGUCAAUGGUGAGGUUAAAAAUUCAGGUAAAAAAGGCACUCCGGGCAAAAGAAAAAUGCGCAAAUCCAAGGCAAACUCAACCAGUACCAUUGAAAGCGGUACAAAGCCUAAAACAAGAGGUCAGAAAAGGAAACUAUCGGAAAGAGAAGAAGUUAGCUCUGAAGAGUCCAUGGAGUUCAAUGGUUUCGAUGUUCAAAGUUCAGGGACCGAAGAAACCAGCAGUCACAUACUGAAAAAGCUUAUCGCCGAAGCUGAGUCGGCGGAGCCACCAAAAAACAAACGUCCGAAACGUUCCCUAACCAGAAAUGCAACAAAAAUAUCAGAGAUCACCGGCUCAAAUGAUAAGAUGCUGAUCGACGACGAUAUAAACCAGAGCAUGAAAAAAGAAUCUGAAGAGAAAUCGGAGACAGAUUCCAUCGGUGCCCCAAACAGUAUAGAAUCUGAAAACGACCAUCAGAAGACGGAAGAGUCUUCCAUGAAGUCUGCAAAUUCAUCCGUAAAUAGUAGCCCAUCGGCAAUAUCCCAAAAAUCUAAAGCUAGUAGAUUAUCACGUGGUGCCAGCCCAGGGAGUGCAAUAAAGCAGAAGGUGGUCGUCGAUUUAUCAAAUCCGGCGUUCAAAGAACCCUUCAAGUACGGAUGGAAACGAGAACUGGUUUACAGAGCCGGAUCAGAGAACAGUUUGAAGAGGAUGGGAGAUAUUUACUAUUACACCCCAAAAGGAAAGAAAGUUAGAAGCUUCAGAGAAGUGUCUGAAUUUCUUACGACCAAGGAGCUCACUAUCGAUAAUUUCACAUUUUUCAAAGAACCGAUCGGCAUUGAUGAUCCAGAAAAAGAGAUAAUUCGAGAAGCGAAACGAAUUAAAGAUUCCACACCUUCGAUGCCAGCCCGGAAAAGUACAGCCAAAAAAGCGACCCCUGCUAAGAAAGUAGUAAAAGAAGAACCCCCACCGUCUCCCGGCAGGACCAUAAAAGGACCAUCGACUGCGAUCAAAAUUAAAUUACCAGCAAAGAAGGCAGCCCCAAAAGUGGUUGAGACUAAACCCCCGGUCGAAGAAAGUGAAAUGUUACCGCCACAAUGGAGUUCUCCAACAGCGAGAAGGAGUCAACCUGCUGUUGAGAAGCCUUCCCCUGCAAAAUCAAAAAAAGCCAUAAAGGCCAAGGUCCAGGAACCGUGCAGUAUACGUUGUUCUUCGAGCAUGGGGCUAAUCCCGAGUCUUCAAUGCCGCGUCUGCCUCUGUCUUUACCAUCCGGAAUGCGUAGACGGAGCGGAAUUUAGUGGCGGUGACGACUACGUGUGUAAGAACUGCCAACAGGAUUCCGAAGAUUCUUAUGAGCAGCAACACCAACAAAUCAGUCAGUCGCUAACGCCACCUCCAUUAAUUCCGAUAAGUAUGUUAGGAGCGCAAAAUACAAAAUCGAAACAUCCGCUGAAUUCGACGCCUCCAAAAUUGCAAAGAAUUCCAAAAUCUGAUAGCCAAGACUCGCAGACGAGAAACGCUCAGAAGGUGUCCAGAUCUAUAACGAAUCAAAAGUCACCGGUCGUUGAAAAGAACGAAGGUAGUUGGUACACGCAUGCUAGAAACGAACUUUUGCACAGCUGCGAUGGUUCCUUGCCAAAACCUGCCCAGAACAUUGCAUUAAUGGCUGGUAAGAAGUACAUCGUUGUACCUAAGAAUAACGCCAUGGCUGUGCAGCCUGCCAUUACGGUCAAGCAGGAUAAAAUUGGCGACAAACCACCCUUACUCAAAGAGAGUUCUCCCACCGAAGUUUCUAACACUACAGAAAACUCGCUAGCUUCCCCCAUGCUCUCCAGAGGUUUGGCAAAUAAAUUGUCAAAGGCGGAACAAGACAAGUACCUUAACGAUGGUGUAGAAUUUUUUUCACGCAACAACUUGACAGAUUUAGAAAAAUCAGCUUCGAACGAUGACUCGUACGAAAGAGACGUAAUAGGUCUGGGCAAAGUAAUAACGGAACCAAAGAAAAUUAGCGAUAAAAAAACCACAACCGACUCCGUAGAAUCGAGCAUAUCAAACGAUGAAACUAGUACAAAAACAGAUUCUAUCAAGGGCGAAGUAGUGAAGCGAAAAAAGUUUAAAAGGAUGUCGCUAUUGAGCACAUACAAUGCCAACAAGGGUUUGGAUCACUCGCUAUCGGGAGAUAAAAGCUUAGGAUGCACACAGAAUCACAAUAAUUCAAAAGGGUUGGAGAUUACGCUAACUCUGAACAAAAAAAGACAGCAGCAACUAGAGAGCGAUCGUAGACAACAUUUUAUGGUAUCCGUCUGCGCGGGUUAUCAUGCAUUGUCGCGGGUAUUCCAAUAUCUCAAAGUUCAAGAGCUCCUCAGAGCUGCUCGGGUGUGCAAAAUGUGGAGGGAUCUAGCGGCGCAUCCAGCGUUGUGGAAAACGGUCCGCAUGAAGAACAGUCAGGUAACGGAUUGGGAAGGUCUGGCAGAUUCAUUGAAAAGACACGGCACUCAACAUUUGGAUCUUAGAAAAAUGCUAGUGGUCGGAGAGUCCGAUGAUAUUUGGAAGAAAUUUGUCACCGUCAUUCCACGCGUCACCAGCUUGAUCAGACUAGAGCUGUGCAGGUGUCCUGUAUCCGUUGUUCAGGAUGUCAUUAAAAACUGUCCGCAGUUGGAAGUGCUGAGCGCAAUGACGAUAAAAUGUGACUCGUUAAAUUUGGAAUCUGCUGGAAAUUUGAAACAUUGUCAGGAGCUCAAACUCAAAGCUAUAAGCGGAAUGUCUUUGAUCGGAGAUCUCACACCUCUACAGGAAUUGACGCAACUUACACACCUGAGUUUAACGUCCGUUAAGGAGCUGGGGAAAAAGAGAAUCGACGUAAUAGAGUCCCUGACAAACUUGGAGACCCUGGAACUCGGUGAGUGCUCUGAUUUUCCCGAAAAAUUUGGAACGGUCGUUCUACUUAAGCUACAAAAAUUGGAACGCCUGAGACUAGAAAAGGGUCAAGGUUCUUGUUGCACCUUCGACAUACUCGAUGGUGUCUCUAAACUCGAUCAGUUGAUUCAACUUGAACUUGUUAAUUUCGACGUCAAAAAUGGCUUUGACAAAUACUUGGCCAACUGCAAAAACAUCAAGAGAUUAUUGAUCAUACCGACGUAUAUCUCGCAAUCUGCGACCUCGAACAACAUGGUGCUCGGAGGUGUGACCGAGCUGUCGAAUAACUUGACUCACUUUGUUUGGGGUGUAACUCUCGAGUUAUUGAGAGUCACUGAACUAUUUAUCGAUCAAUGUAAUCAAAUGAACAAACAAAUCACGGGAGAUUCCAUACCCGUUCUCAAGCCCGUUCCAUGCUUAAAGUUGAUCGAAGAGGAGGAGAAAGUAAACGAUGAACAACAAGGUGACGAGAAACAACCGAGCUUGACAAAUCCACAGGUGGAUAUUCUUCCUCUUCCGCAAUUGCAGAAACUGCUUUUAACCGCAUUACCAAAAACGCGUGUCAAGAUUUUGAAAAUUCCCUUCCACGCAACUUGGCGACAAAGCAUCUCGGACUCUACUACUCAGUAAAUACAAACAAACAAAAAAUUUACUAAGAAAUAUUAUAAAAAUAUAAAUUACAACUGAUCAUACAACACUAUCGAACUUUUAGUCGAUCCAAUUUCUUUCUUGCACAAUUUCAUCCCAACGCAAUCUUUGCAUACUCAAUUUGACGGGCUCAGUAUCCUGACCCCUAGCCCCCGGUGUAUCUGAAAAGAAAUGUUACACAGUUCAAAUUGAUCCCAACUUACACAACAGAUUGUUCUCUAAAUCUCAACACACUUGGGUUAGAGGCCAACUAAAAUCAAAUGAAAAGGAAUGUCCCUUAUUGUAUUCAGCCACGAAAAAGAAUCAUGAAAUGGCCUCAUGAUAUCGUGUUUACUUGUUUGGCAAUCAUGGCGGACGACCCCUGUGAUAUUGAUUUGAUGAUUAAGUGUGCAUUGAGAGUUUGAGUAUCGAUCGUGUGAUGAAAAAUUAUUCAUUCCUUACUCAAACAAGAAAGAAAAGUAAAAACGAAUCGAAAAUAAGAACAACGGCCUUAAGUUACUGAUUUUACAGCCAUCGUUGGGUCCAUUCAUCCAACACGCCCUUGAUAUCAAUUCGAUUUGUAGUUAAUCUAUUAAGUCUGCAAGCGAAAAGAGAAACAUGUAAAAAUCUACUCGAUAUUUAUACGUGUAAUUUCGAAGGAAAGAACAUAAACAAAAAAAAAUUAUCGCAGAGUCUUUGCUGCAGGAUAUUAUUCCUAUUAAUUUCUAACGUCGAAUAAGUUUUGAUCAAAUCAAUCGGACUAUUAAGGGUUUUGAUAUUUUAUUAGUGAGUUUUUUUUUAAAUUUCCGAUUCCCCGUUAUCUAUUUAGUUCCAUGUAACGAGAAAGGCCCUUUCGCAGAUAGUCCCUUUCCGUGAAUAGAAGAUCCCUUUAUCGUUAGAAAAGUAUAAAUAAUUUACCAAAUCUAAACGCGAGAACUGUUUUAUAUGAUGAUUAUUACGUGGUUUGUGGUAAUAAUUUAUUUUCCCGCGGUGAUAAGAUUAGUAUUAAAUUUAAUUUGGGUAGAAUUACUCGCGGGAAUUGUAAAAAAAAUGUAGAUGAAAAAUGAUUUACGCCCAGUUAGAUUCGCGAAUUUUGAAAUCUAAUCGAAAUAUAAACAAUUAAAAGAUAACAAACAUAGGGGAUAUGAACGAAAAACUAAAAAGAAACAAAAAUAGAAAAUCGCUACGCUUUUGACUUCCUACCGACAAAAAAAAAACUGAAAAAAUAAAAAUCAAAUAUGCUGGUGAUGGAGUGAGCAAGUGACUCUGCAUCCGGUGGUAUGUGGGAUCAGAGAAAUAUAACCGAGCAAUGCUGUACUGGUUUUUUAACUCAUUAAAUUAUAAACAUAGUUUCAUCCGGAUGGUGUCAGAUGAUAAACAAUGUUGAGAUUUUUCUAGUUAUAAAUCGUACAUAUGAGAAUGCGACAUUAAAUUUAUAUUUGAAAAAAAAUUAAUCAAGUUUAUUAGGCUGUAUAAAAUAAUGAUAUAUAUUAUAACCGUUAGUAUAUAAGACGUAAGAAUUUUUUGUGUUGCAAAAGAUUGAAAAUAUUGAAUGAAAAUUAAUACGCAGUAAAAGUUACAUGGUAGUUGUGUAGGAUGAUAAGAAAAUGAUUACUAUUAAGAUUAUUAUUAUUAUUAUUAUUAUUAUUAUUAUUAUUAUUAUUACUAUUAUUAUUAAUAUUAUUAUUUCUUUCUUUCCCUGUGAAAUCUAUCACAUAAUUGCAUACAGUUUUACACUUGUAUUCUGUAACGAGAAGGAAUAAAAAUGUUACUAAACUGCACAAGUUGAACGGAGUCCGAAGGGGUUCGUCGUCAAUGUAUCAAAAAUAAUUAUAAUAUCCUUGUUGCGUCUUGUACAUUUUGUACAGAUUAAUUAUAAUUUUUAAAAAUUAAACGGGAAACGCAUCGAUGGGACAAGAAACGAAAACCAAACGAAAUAAAAAAGAAAAGAAAACAAGAAGAAAAGUAUUAUGCGCAGAUCUUAUAUAGAUUUGUUUAAUUUGUGAAUUUGUCUUAAUUAAGGUAUAACGAGAUGCAUAAAUUCUCAAUUGGGUGAUGAUUUUUUUUCGUUCUUUGUUUUUUUAACGUCUACGAAUAUACCUAUGAUCGAAGUUUAUUAGGUUUUAAAGUUUUAAUAUAAAUUUAGAGCUACCUGAACUUAUUUAGCUCGUAAGGUAUAACCCGAUCUGACUUAUUUACCAAUUGGAUUAUAAUUUUAUUAAAUGUAUGCAGUGCUUACAUUGCGAUGAUUCCAAAUAUUUAUGUUGUCGGUGAAGCUGCUUCGAAAACUUAACGACUUUCUUCACGCUAUCUGGUAGUAUGACGAGGUCGCACUCACCUUUUUCACGUUAUAAUAGUACAUCUUGCAUAGAGAUAUAGGCCAAAUAAUAAAUAACAUUGUAAUUUGGGAAACAAGACUCGUAGUUAUAAGCCGGUUGACCUAGAAGAUUGCAAUAUCAUCGUACAUACAUCGUAUUUGAAAAAUUAUUCUAUGUACAAUUGAUAUGAGAAAAACACAUCGCACAUGUAUCAUCGGUGUAUAAUAUUUGAAUAAGUUUACAGAAAAUAAAAAGAAUAUAGUUACA